Homarus americanus (American lobster) is the source of this 2709-nucleotide messenger RNA. RefSeq names its product serine/threonine-protein phosphatase 2A catalytic subunit beta isoform-like. Gene Ontology annotation, cellular component: cytosol. The record is from RefSeq and is a predicted model, not a curated record. The transcript has 6 exons. Gene Ontology annotation, biological process: peptidyl-serine dephosphorylation; mitotic cell cycle. Bases 564 to 1523 code for a protein of 319 amino acids. NCBI's taxonomy places the organism in Eukaryota, Metazoa, Arthropoda, Malacostraca, Decapoda, Nephropidae. Gene Ontology annotation, molecular function: protein serine/threonine phosphatase activity.
CAUACUGUAUAUACCAGACGCAGCACCAACAGUGGCACACACGCUCAUUCGCCGUUGUGCCGGCGUGAGGCCAAGAACUGCCACAGUGACUUAGUGAUUAGAAUUCUCUCAAUAAAUGAAGAAAAAGUGAUUAUAAUAUUUACUAAGUGUUAAUUUGUUGUGAUGUAUUAGUGACUACGAUAGUGCAAUACCCUUGAUUUGUGGUAGUUGUUGUAAUAGGUAUUGUAUACAGUGAUAUAUUGUGGAAAAACAGAUAGACAUAGAUAACAAGUGUUGGACUUACUGUACGUUUAUCUAUUUAUAAAAGCCGAUAAAGGCGUUAUCAGUAAGGUGAGCUGCAGGUAGCUCUUAACGUGCAAUAAUACAGGUGCACAAGUCGACGCCUUCAGCUAGUCGUGGGUGUUGUUAAGUGUUUUGACAGUAACAACGAGUUUUCUAGGGGCUGCCCUCAGAGGUGUACAUAGUGGAAAGCUCAUCCAAACGUGAGCCCCUUGUCAGCCGAGUCCACCACUUCUGUGAAAGUAAAAAAGCAGAUUAGCUCCAGAGAAAUCUUCAGAAACAGCAUGGCGUUUGCACAAAUCCCUGGGAUGACUUAUCCAAACCCGAGUAACGACGUCGACGCCUGGAUUGCCCAGUUGAAGAGGAGGGAAACGCUAAGCCUACGUCAGGUGGAGAGUUUGUGUUCUAAGGUGAGCGAGGUGUUAACUGAGGAAAGCAACGUGGUGGAGGUGUCGUCGCCUGUGACCGUGUGUGGCGACCUUCACGGCCAGUUCUACGACCUCAUGGAGCUUUUCACCAUAUCCGGGGAACCUCCGGAAACCAAUUACCUCUUCAUGGGCGACUACGUUGAUCGAGGUUACUUCUCCGUCCAAGUUGUGUCACUCCUGCUAGCGCUGAAGCUCCGGUAUCCGCAGCGGGUGACUCUACUCCGAGGUAACCACGAGUCAAGGCUUACCACUCAAGUCUAUGGUUUCUAUGAUGAGUGCUUCGCCACUUACCAAAGUGGCGAAGCCUGGAAGUACUUCAUGGAGGUAUUUGACUGCCUCCCUCUCACGGCUCUCGUCGAUGACAAGAUUCUCUGUAUGCAUGGCGGCCUCUCGCCUUCCCUCGACUCCGUUGACCAGAUCCGAGUCCUGGACAGAUUCCAAGAGCUGCCUCACGAAGGCGCCAUGAGCGAUUUAUUAUGGUCAGACCCAGACGACUCUGGACGAAGGUUAGGCUGGAGGGACAACGCCAGGGGCGCUGGGUACAUGUGGGGCUCCGACGUCUCCCACGACUUUACCUAUAGUAAUAACUUAGAGUUUGUCUCGCGGGCCCACCAGGUGCAGGACGCAGGCUACAACUGGUUCCACGACGGCAAGGUCAUUACCAUCUUCUCGGCGCCCAACUACUGCUACCGAGUUGGCAACCUGGCAGGAUACAUGACUGUAGAGGACGGCACGUAUAAUUGCUACACGUUCGAGGCAGCACCAAGAGAAUUUUCUGCACCGAUCGCAAAGACUAUGAACUCAUAUUUCUGUUAACUGUGUUAUCCCUUAUUUACAUUUUUACAUUAAUGGCCAACUCAAAACUUACAUUACCUUCUUAAGGGCAAAAAUUAGGAAUCGCGGGUCGAUUCUGGUAUUUGUUCAAUUAAGAAUCAUUGUAUUUGUUCAGUUGAGUGUUGUUUAAUAAGAAUGAUUGCGAGUAUAUAAAAUGUGAAAUUGUAAAAAAAAAAAAAACUAGUUGUACUGUACAUCAGAACCUCGAUGAGAAGUGACCUUACUGGGGGAGUUUAUUAGUGUACAUUUCUCCGUAGACAACUUGGCAUUUUUCUUAAGCUAGAAUGAACUGUAACUUAUUCGCCACAACCUUCCCUCAGAUAAGAGGUCGAAUCACGACAAUCAAGUGAUCACUGUAAUCAAUCCAAGCCUUCUGUAUCCCGAGAAGUAAAUAUUCAAGAUUACAACUUGCAUUCACCGUAACCACUGCCAGUGUUUACUUACGCCAAAUUGAAUGUUAUAACCUAUGACUUUUCUGAUUUUGGGAUAAUGAAGUCUUUAGUCACAUCUAAGUAAAAAAAAAAAAAAAAAAACUCCAUCCGCAACCAAAGACUUUCCUGUUAUUCCACUAGACGGUCUAUAAGGUGCUCCCAGGAAGGUCACUCUUAUGGUUUACAAACUGUGAACAAUAAAGAAUCACACGUAUACUCGACAAACUGUGAUAUUACUAAGUGCCAGUCAGUUUAUACAUCAAAAAGCGAAGUUACAAAUUGUUAAAGAUUACGCUACUUCUGUUUAUAUUGCCUUUGUUAAAUUAUGUUAUCUAUCUAGAGUCACCGAUUUAUUUAUGUGUAUUUAUCUAUUUACCUAUACAAGCCUACCUGUAAUCCCGCAAUGAUUUAUGUAUUUUCCCUUAUGUUUAUCUAUUCUUCUCCGCCUAUAAAAAUUUCUAAUUAAAUCAAUCACCUUUUUUUUUGCUCAUCCAUGUCUAUCUUUCCAUCUAUCCAUCCGUCCAUCUGUCUAAUUAUCUAGUUAUUUGCCUUUUUUGUAAUCGCUCUUACAGAAUCUAUCAAACCACUGUGAUAUGUACCCGAGAGUGAGGGAGGACCGUAACAGGUGAUAAUACCAAAUGAUAAAUAUUUCAAAGUCAUCUCUUGGACACUAUCUGUAGAAGGUCUGAGAGGUGAGUUACUUAUGUUCUAUGUUCCAAUAAAACAUUACUUUGAGA